UGCAGGUCAAUGAAAACCAUCAGUGAAAGUUUAUAUUAAGUUUCCUGUUUUUUUUAUUACUUGAAGUAGAAAGUGAUAGAUGAAAUGCCUGUGAGGGUGUGUAGAAGGGGACUAUGAUGCAGUGAUUCAUGUGUGUGCAUGAGGGAAACAUGAGAGGACCUGCCAUGACCCAGUCACAGGAGGGAAGAGAUAGCAGCAGUGAGGACCCCAAUGGUCAUGGGUCUGGUCGCAAAGAGAAGCUCCGUGCAUCAAGAAAAGUUGUGGUGCGUCGUCUCCCACCAACGAUGACCCAGGAGGAUUUCCUUCAGCAAGUCUCACCCUUGCCCGAGAAUGACUACUUCUGCUUUGUCAAGGCUGACAUGACUUACGGCACUCAUGCUUAUACAAGGGCUUAUAUAAACUUCUUUCGUCAGGAGGAUAUGAUUACUUUUUGGGAGACAUUUGAUGGAUAUGUCUUCGUUGAUCAGAAAGGUCAUGAAUACCCAGCAGUCAUAGAACUGGCCCCAUUCCAGAAGGUUCCUCGAGCCCGUAAUCGAAAGAAGGAUGGCAAGAGUGGAACAGCUGAGUCUGACCCUGAAUAUCAGGCCUUCCUUGAGAAUAUCAAGUCACCUGAAGAAGUUGUUUCUGCAACAGCUGAAAGCCUCCUGGAGGAAAUAGAGGCCAGGGAACGUGAACUAAAAGGACUGAAUGGAGCUGGGAAGUUAAGUACCCCCCUGCUGGAGUACAUUCGUCAACGCAAGCAGGAACGACUUCGUCUUCGAGAAGACCGGCGCGAAGAGAAACGUCGCAAAGACCUGGAACGCCGGCGACUCAGAGAAGAGGAAAGACGUAGGAAAAAGUUGCUGAAGAAGCCUAUCAAGGAGGAGGAGGAAGGAGAAGAGGAAGGGGGGAAGACUGAGAGGUUCAAGGAAAAGAAUAAGGAUAGGGAAAGGGAUAUUGGAAAGAAGAAGGUGAAGAAAGUUGAGGAGAAAAUAAAGGAAGAAGCCCAAAGAAGUGAGAAGCCUGUAGAAAAAUCAGUACCAACUGGUGUGUCAUCUGAAGAGAAACAAAUUGGGAAAGGAAGUGAAAGAAGAGAGGAGGAAAAGAAAAAUGAAGAAAAGUCUGCAGAGAAAGAGAAACCCCCAUAUGUAGAACCAAGGGACCAAACAAGACAGGAAAGGGAUAGAGAGAAGGAGCGCAGGGAGAAAAGAGAAAAACGACUUCGCAACAAGGAUCGUCCAGCAAUGGAAAUCUAUCGCCCACCAGUAAGAAGACAGAAUGUAUCUGGGUCCAGUCCAGCUUCAGCAUCUGACAAGGGGGAAGAAAGGGACAGCACCCACCAUUCUCCUGUUCCUGAUCAGCCAUCUUCUGGUAAAAUGGGGCCAGGAGGGGAGAGAGGGAAGAGACGUGAAGGUCGAGGCUGGAAGCAGGACAGCCCUUCAGGGCCCCAUGGACAAGGAAGCCGUGAACCUGUCAAGUCUAUGACUUUCCGGCGUAGCAAGUGA
This is a messenger RNA of Darwinula stevensoni, 1484 nucleotides long. NCBI's taxonomy places the organism in Eukaryota, Metazoa, Arthropoda, Ostracoda, Podocopida, Darwinulidae. The record is from the annotation of a GenBank genome assembly.